This is a messenger RNA of Pararge aegeria (speckled wood butterfly), 1689 nucleotides long. RefSeq lists its product as uncharacterized. NCBI's taxonomy places the organism in Eukaryota, Metazoa, Arthropoda, Insecta, Lepidoptera, Nymphalidae. The record is from RefSeq and is a predicted model, not a curated record. The coding region runs from base 209 to 649 and encodes 146 amino acids. The transcript has 2 exons.
AAUCAAUUCCGAGGAGAGUGCAUUGCCAACAAAUAUUAAUGAUAAACUAUAUUCCAAUUCACGGCAAUCUGGGUACGAAUAAAUGGAAAUUUAUUCUAAUAAAACACAAUAUUAAGUCAAGAAAUCGUAUAUAGACAGACAGUCAAGCUUAAUCAGCCGGCCGGUGCUUUCGUGUAUUAUUCAUAAGUUUAGCUUAUAAAUAAAUAAAAUGGCGCAAGAACGAUGCAUGUUUUUGCUUAUAACAGUUUUGUGUUCUGUUUCAAGUGUAAAAGUGUUUCCCAAGGAUGGCGCGGCGGUGACAUUAGCUUGUGGGUUCAAUAUCAAGCCAUCUCCAGCUGAACCUCUAGUGUCUACUACUACUACUACUAGUGUUGCUUAUACUGCUAUAAAACACACUAUCCUACCACCUCAAAUAGCAGCUACCUUUGAAUUGGAGACAAAACUACCGUCGCAGGCGAAAUACACAUUGUUUCCUGUGUUUUCUACUAUAGAACCCACUCCGAAAUUGACCGCCAUUAAAUUAGAACCUUCAUCAGGUGUUACUGCAGAUACGGUUGAUUUUAUAGCACCGAGUAGUGUUGUAAAAAUUAGCACAUUAGAAACGUUUGAUGUACCUGCGAAUGAUCUACUACCACCCAAGAAAGAAUGACCGCUAUAAACAAAAUAAAAGAACACUACCUCAUACUAAGAUUUGGAAGAUAUAAUUAUACUGAUACAAAAUAAGGAGAUAAAUUUGUUAAAUUAUUUGCUCGAUCCACGCAACUGCUGUCAGCAAAACAAUAUACGUUGGACUUCCCAGAAGACUCGACAAACCACUCUUAAAGAGAACAUACAUUACACGAAUGACUUGCUCUUCACGUAUUUAUAAUUUGUCUGAGUUUAAAUAUGCUGGAAACAAAACAUUUAUUGAGAUAAAAUAUGGUAGAAAACUGAUUGUGGAAUAACAUAAAUGCUGCUAAAACAUACUAUCAUGGUAUCAAGCCAAAAUUUAUAGUUCGAAUUUUGCGUCAACUCACAUUUUAUGACCUGAGUCGGCUUUAUUAUUGGUCAAUGUCUCACGACACUGACAUACUUUUUGUUUCAACGAUUUUUAAAUUAAGGCCCUAACUUAUUAUUUCUGUUGUACACAAACCAUAAUCAGUAGUUUCUUACUAUUAUUAAAUUUGUAGUGACCUUUAUGCCUUUUUGGCAUCAAUAUCUUCUGUGUGUUUUUAUUUUUAUCACUGCAGCCGUGAUGAAUUAUGACGAGAUGCUUGUUUGGAGUAAGCUUGUAGAUUACCCAAAUGCUCACCACAACUCCUUGCUCUCAAUGGAUUAAUUUACUUGUCUAUUAUUGCCUUUUGCUGCUUGUCGUUUUUUAAUCAUUUCACUUUUUAGUAAAUAAGAAAAACUUCAAAUUACUGAGGAUUGAACCUUCAACCGCUACUAUUGAACACGUUAAUUCGUAGAAGGAAGAUAAAAUAUAUGUUAUGUUUGUUUUAAGUUAUAUUCAAAAUUGUAAAAAAAAUAUGAAAAUGCGACGUUAUUUUCUUGCCAAUCUAUGGCAAGGCAACGUGUAAUUUGAAUAGUAAAUAUCUCAACUAAGGUAGAUAAUAUCAUAAUAACAACGAAUACUCGCUUUAUACUUAACUAGUUUUCUCUACUUAGUCAUUUUUGUAAAAUCUUUACUUUUAUAAAUUGUACAAUGAA